AUGUUCUUGAAGGAUAUUCCUAGACACCUGAUGGCGAAGAGAGCCCAGUUUAAGGAUUUUGCAACAUCCCUGAGAAAAAGUGGAAUUAAAUAUAGGUGGUUGCUACCACAAGGACUGACAUUUACCUACAAAGAUGUUAAAUAUACAAUCACCACAAAAGAAGAUGUUGGAAAAUUCCUGAGAAAAUACAAGAAAGACCUGGCUGGCUACACACCAGGUCAGAAAGAGGAAUCAAGCCAAGAAGAAGAUGGCAGAGCGUUUCGGAGCGUGCAAAGCAACUUCACCGAUGUUCGACGGCCAUCCUCUUUGCAGCCACUCUCCCCUGCCUCGGGGAAUCCUCGUGGGGUCGUGCCUGGGGUGGAAUUCGAACCUGGGACUUCCCGGCUCACAUCCUUUGGCCGUUACAUCUGGCGAGGAAGCCCGGACCAUGCGAGCCGGGACAGCGGCAGCCAGGACGUGGGAAACUGCGCCAGUGACUUGGGAGCGGGCGGCGGGGCGGCAGGAUGCGGGGCUUCGGCGGGCGGCCGGGACCCUGACUCGACGGGGCCGGGGGCCGGGCGAGGACUCCCUCCCGGGCUCCGGGCGGCGGCGGCGGCGGCGGCGACACCCGUCCCGGGGGAGCGCAGGAUGAGCAAGCCGGCGGGAUCAACAAGCCGGAUUCUCGACAUCCCGUGCAAAGUGUGUGGCGACCGCAGCUCGGGCAAGCACUAUGGGGUCUAUGCCUGCGAUGGCUGCUCGGGGUUUUUCAAGCGGAGCAUUCGGAGGAACCGGACUUAUGUCUGCAAAUCGGGAAACCAGGGUGGCUGUCCAGUGGACAAGACACACAGGAACCAAUGUAGGGCUUGUCGGCUGAAGAAAUGUUUGGAAGUCAACAUGAAUAAAGAUGCUGUUCAACAUGAAAGAGGACCAAGGACAUCCACAAUAAGGAAACAAGUAGCUCUUUAUUUCAGAGGACACAAGGAAGAUAAUGGAGCCACCCCUCACUUUCCCUCUGCAGCUCUACCAACCCCAGCGUUCUUCACUGCUGUCACACAGCUGGAACCCCAUAAUUUAGAAUUGGCUGCAGUUUCUACAACAUCGGAAAGGCAGACUUUGGUGGGCUUGGCUCAACCCACCCCAAAGUAUCCACAUGAAGUCAGUGGUACUCCAAUGUAUCUCUAUGAAGUUGCUACAGAAUCUGUUUGUGAAUCAGCGGCAAGGCUUCUCUUCAUGAGUAUUAAAUGGGCCAAGAGCGUUCCAGCCUUUUCUACUCUGUCAUUACAAGACCAGCUGAUGCUUUUGGAAGAUGCUUGGAGGGAACUGUUUGUUCUAGGAAUAGCACAAUGGGCCAUUCCAGUUGAUGCUAACACUCUACUGGCUGUAUCGGGCAUGAAUGGUGACAACACGGAUUCUCAGAAGCUGAAUAAGAUUAUUUCAGAAAUACAGGCGUUACAGGAGGUCGUGGCCAGAUUUCGCCAGCUUCGUUUAGAUGCGACAGAAUUUGCCUGCCUCAAAUGCAUUGUCACUUUUAAAGCUGUACCUACGCAUAGUGGUUCUGAACUGAGAAGUUUUCGGAAUGCUGCUGCCAUUGCAGCUCUUCAAGAUGAAGCUCAGCUCACCCUGAACAGCUACAUUCAUACCAGGUACCCAACACAACCCUGUCGUUUUGGAAAACUCUUGUUGCUUUUGCCAACUUUACGUUCAAUUAGUCCUUCGACAAUAGAGGAAGUGUUUUUCAAAAAAACCAUUGGAAAUGUGCCAAUUACAAGACUACUUUCAGAUAUGUACAAAUCCAGUGACAUUUAAAUUGACCUGGCAAUUUUAA
This is a messenger RNA of Euleptes europaea (tarantolino), 1804 nucleotides long. RefSeq names its product nuclear receptor subfamily 2 group E member 1 (gene NR2E1). Gene Ontology annotation, molecular function: RNA polymerase II cis-regulatory region sequence-specific DNA binding; nuclear receptor activity; zinc ion binding. The record is from RefSeq and is a predicted model, not a curated record. Lineage: Eukaryota; Metazoa; Chordata; Lepidosauria; Squamata; Sphaerodactylidae. Bases 1 to 1785 code for a protein of 594 amino acids. The transcript is spliced from 11 exons. Gene Ontology annotation, biological process: anatomical structure development; cell differentiation; negative regulation of transcription by RNA polymerase II.